This is a messenger RNA of Thamnophis sirtalis, 3672 nucleotides long. The record is from RefSeq and is a predicted model, not a curated record. NCBI's taxonomy places the organism in Eukaryota, Metazoa, Chordata, Lepidosauria, Squamata, Natricidae.
GUGUAAAGAAUCAGUGAACCAUUCAAACAUUAAUCUACAAUGGCAGACAAGAGACCAAAGGCUGGCUCCACAUCUUGCAGUGUACUAAGUUGGGAACAGGUCAGUCGCUUGCAUGAGAUCCUGUCAGAAGUGGUGCCAAUUCAUGGACGGGGCAAUUUUCCAACUCUGAAGAUAACUUUGAAGAAGAUCAUACAAACUGUUCGGAGCAGGCUGGAAGAAGCAAGUAUUCUAGUGCACGACAUUCGACUGAAUGGCUCAGCAGCUGGUCAUGUCUUGGUUAAAGAUAAUGGACUGGGUUGUAAAGAUCUAGAUCUUGUUUUCCAGGUGUCCCUCCCAAGUGAGAUUGAGUUCCAGUUGGUCAAAGAAGUGGUGCUGCAAUCCCUUUUAAAUUUUUUGCCGGAAGGUGUGAACAAACUCAAGAUUACUCCCAUGACUCUUAAGGAAGUAUAUAUUGAAAAGUUGGUGAAGGUAUCCACUGAAAAUGACCGAUGGAGCUUAAUAUCUCUCUUCAACAGGCACGGCAGAAAUGUAGAGCUCAAGUUUGUGGAUCGUAUACGGCGGCAAUUUGAGUUCAGUGUGGAUUCUUUUCAAAUAAUAUUAGACUCCCUGCUUUUUUAUUACGAGUGCUCAGCAAAUCCAAUGUCGAAGCACUUCCAUCCAACUGUCAUUGGGGAAAGUAUGUAUGGUGAUUUUGAGGCAGCCUUUCUUCAUCUUAAAAACAGACUGAUAACGACCAAGAACCCUGAGGAAAUUAGGGGAGGUGGGCUCCUGAAAUACAGCAACCUUCUUGUGAGGGACUUCAAGCCCAUGGACAAAGAGGAAAUCAAAACCUUAGAGCGCUACAUGUGCUCUAGGUUCUUCAUAGACUUCCCAAGUAUUCUGGAACAGCAGCGCAAAUUGGAAACCUAUCUGCAGAAUCACUUUGCGGAAGAGGACAGAAGCAAAUACGACUACCUAAUGACCUUGCGGAAAGUGGUGAAUGAGAGCACUGUAUGCCUCAUGGGACAUGAACGUAGACAGACCCUGAACUUGAUCUCCCUUUUGGCUCUCAGAGUUCUUGCGGAGCAAAACAUCAUCCCUAAUGUUACUAACGUCACUUGCUAUUACCAGCCAGCACCCUAUGUUAGUGAUGUAAAUUUCAGCAGCUACUAUGUUGCAGAUAUCUACGGCCAGGUGUGUCCCACCUGGCUGCCCUGCAAUUGAUUUGUCUUCAGCGCCUCCAUUCAGCCAGAAUGGAGCGUUUCCUGUAUUUCUCUUAGCUGCUUAAAUAGGACUAACGUUACCAAGCUUUAGUCAGGUCAUAAAUUAGUACUGCCGUUCAUAAAAGAAAAUCUCUUUUCUAUUUGUCCUAAUGUCUUUGUGCAAUUUUUAAGGCUGAAGUCUGAAAGAUGAUGUCCAGCGACACCAGAACAAUAAUAGAUACUUAAUUGCUUCCACGAUAUCUUAUUUUUUUGAAGUUUCAUUGUCUGCAAGUUCUGUUCCCAAUUUAAUGGAAGUAAUGAGGACUAAUCUGGUAUUCUUGUGCAGGAAAAAUAGCUAUAUUGUAGCACACAAUUAGCUGAUCAAAACCCCACUAAAAGGAAUGGAAUUGAAGCAGUUUAAAGUAGGUAGUAUGAGAGCCAUUUUCCUGAAAGUCUUAAUCAGCUUCCUUCUGGCACCAAAACGGUAAUAAUGAAAUUGUCUUUAAAAAAGAAAAUCCUUACAUUCCAGUUGGUGCAUUUUAGUUUAAAGAAAUUGGAUCCUGGAAACUUUGUGCUGGCAGAAAUUGAUUCCAAGAUACAUAGCUUUCGUGAUCUCUUCUUCUCACAAGCUUCCUCAGAAAUAUUUUGAGACCUUCCUUGAAGGAGGAAGGUGACCGCAAUGGAGGCAAAGAAAGUCUAAACCUUUUUAGGAGGGCAGCCUUGGCAAUGGGGAGCUCUUGAUUUGUAGCAGUCUCAAAGCAGAAGGCCAUGAUUUCUUCUAGCCAGUUUGGAAGACUGCCAAACAAAGGAGGAAGCAGGAAAGUACUCUUGCAAGGGUAAUAUCGGAUAUUUGCCUUUUCUUAAUAAUGCAAUCCAAAAAUUCUGUGGAAAACCUUUUAGGUAGCAAAACAAUUACUGGAAAACAUAGAGGUUUAUGAAUCUGUAGUUUGGAAUUCUUAUUUUCCCCUGAAACUCAGCAUAUACAGAAUAUGGAGUUAGUAUUUUUCUAAAAUUAUAUUGAAACUUAUAGAUUUUUUUAAAAUAUAUAUAUUUUCAAUCAAGAUGACAAUCCCAAGAAAUGAAUUCAAACCAAAAAAUAUAUAAAUAUAUGAAACCAGAUUAUGAGAGGGUGGUAAGGGUAGGAAUUUAUGCUAUUGAUGAUGUGAGUAGCAAUAACUGCAGUAGAAAUGAUGGUUUCAAUAGUUACCCGAGAAUAAAAUACUCCAAUUAGCACUCAGUUAACAUUCCAAAUUCUUGGAAAAAAUUCUUAAAAGUGAGUUCAGUUUAAAGCAGUUAUAAAUCUCUAAUUCUUCCUGUUCAGGGUUUAUUGGUACUUGUAGAUUUUUAGGAAGCCUCUUAAAGUUCAAUGGUAUAGAAAUGAAAGAAGGGCUUUGGUGAAUAAAUGAAGGUUUUGUGAGAAGGAAAUCUGUCAAGCAUGCUUUGAUAGCUCCACUGACUUUUUCAUAAAGAAGAGGGCUCAAGACACUUGUGCGGAAUUCUUUCUCAAUUGCACUUUCUUGGCAGCAAAGCUAAUAGCCAUAAGGAAUACUUUGCUAGAUUAUUGAAGAAAUUCAUGGUUGAUUAGCAUAGAUUUACCAAAUCCAGAUCUCAGCAGAACACCUAAAAUUCCUAAAUCGUCUAUUAAAUACAGAAAGAAGAUAGAUAGUUUUCAACCUAUAGAGUUUUUUAACAGGUUUUCUAUUCCAAAAAGCUAUUUAUUAAACUGGUAUAUUUGUAUUAUAGCAUAAGCAUAACAUUUCCAGAAAAGGGAACAAGGGUAAGUAUAGGACAGGGUAAUGACAAAGAAAAACAUGUUUGGAAAUGUUCAUUACUGACUAAUAGAAAUCCUUAAGUUUCUCUCAAUAAAAGUUCAAAAUAGGAUAGCUUUUUAAAAAAGCAGUAUUUCUUCUGUAACUUAGAGAUAAAUUCUUAUCUGUGGAAAGGUGGAUAACCUUGGCAGUGCUAAAGUGGCACCACCUUGUUGAAUUCCUUCUUGAAUCAAACUGAUAAGCAGAGAAACGUUGAGUCCUAUUUCAGUUGCUGUAGUUAAGCUACAUGUUUUGCUUGACCAUAUCAAAUUGCUGAAAUUAAUUGCACUGGAUUAUUCAAAAACAGAAACAAAGUAAAAAAGUUAAAAAAAAACAAUGUGAUGCUCAUGAAAAGAUUUAUUCUGCUUCCUGUUGUAGAAUUGCACCUUAUGAUGAGAGGGGAAUGUAAAAUAGAAUUGUAUCACAAAAGGGCGCAAUAAGCUGAAGUUUAAACCUUUAAUAUUAAAUUCAAAGCUGAAAUUCAUAGAUGAUGCCUAAUGAUUUUUUACACUGGUAGAAACUUACUUUGUAAGCAUUUCUGGCAAGUACGUGUUUCUCUAAAUUGCAAAAUUAUUGUUAGUUGCUAGAUAAGUAUGAUAGCUUUGGAAAGGGCUGUUGGCAUGCCCCUGAUUUUGGUUUUCUUAAACUUGAAAGCUUAAAGUAAAAUAUUUUGGUCAAUUGAA